Molecule: messenger RNA, 243 nt
Organism: Haemonchus placei
Lineage: Eukaryota; Metazoa; Nematoda; Chromadorea; Rhabditida; Trichostrongylidae
Source: the annotation of a GenBank genome assembly
AUGAUAAAGGACUUGAAGAGAGAAAUCAAUGUCAAGCAUAUGGAACUUCAAACGGAGAUGGAUAACCAAAGCGAAAAGCAUGCAAAGCAGAAGACAAAAUUAAGAGAGGUGAACACCGAGGAACUCGAAGAAGAUCCUCUGGGUUUGGACUACGAAUUUGAAGAGUCCCAAAGUCGCGAUGACUCGAUCAAUACGCUUUCCUACUCAACUGACGAUGACAACACAAGGUACCCCGGACAUUAG